CUCUUGAGACUGUCGUUUAACGAUUAUAUAACCUGAGAUAUCGUAUGGAAUACCCUGAAAUUCAGUCAUGAUUAGUAAUGAAUCAACCACAAUCAAAAUAUGCCGACACUCAGCUAGGAAUCAUUAACCACUUAAGUGUGAUUUGUUUUUAUUUGCGGCGUCAAAGAAGUUGGUAGCUCCAACAUAGUCUUUCCGAUAAGAAUGGCCUAUAAAUGCAGUGCGGCAACCAGAAGUGAUUCAGUAAUUCGUUGAGCUUACAAAAACCAACAAUAUGCAGUCUUCAACAAUCUUAACCAUUUUCGCCAUUGUCCUGGCGGCCCAAAAUACCAAAGCUGGCACUUUGAACUUUGGAUCCCUAAUGGGCGAUGUGUCCCAAGUGGCCGUCGCUGGAGAGAAGGUCAUUCACUAACUGGAAAAUGCUGUAGCCAGUUCCCAAUCGGAUUUCGUCCAGCCAGCCACUCUGAAUAUACUUAGUGACAUGGGAAACGCCCUGGGGGAUCUGGCUAACGCCAUCACCAGUCUGAGAGUGGAAGAUGUGCAACCCGAGGCUACCAAUCUUUUGGGCGAUGUCCUGGGUGGUGUUGGUUCCGGCCUUGGAGAUUUGGCAAAUGCCAUCACUAGUCUCAGCGUUCAAAUGAAGACCGGUCCCCAGGCUCGCAGUCUUUCGUCUGAUGGCGCUUCAAUCAUAGCCAAUGGAGGAGCUGUCAGUGCCAAAACAAUUGCCGCAGCUGCCUAUUCCGUCGCCCCCUAUAUAAGGAAGCUAAAUGCUGGCCUAGGCGAUCUGGCUAAUGCCAUCAGCAGCCUCUGAACAACUUUCAAGCAGUUCAAUUAACAAAUAAAUAUUCAAUCGCAUAAAAA
Messenger RNA from Drosophila elegans, 858 nucleotides. RefSeq lists its product as uncharacterized. The transcript has 6 exons. Lineage: Eukaryota; Metazoa; Arthropoda; Insecta; Diptera; Drosophilidae. The record is from RefSeq and is a predicted model, not a curated record.